UCUUCCAUUUACAUCUUUUGUCAAAUUUUCAUUUCAAUUCUUCUUGUAAGUAUUCUUCAAAGUUUGACCUAUCUGUUUCUUUUAUAGGUCUACCAGUAUUUUUUUUAUUAAGAAAGGCAAUUUAUCCAUAUUUUUAAUAUCAAUCAUUUUUUCUAACCACAUUGCUUUAGUGGGUGUGGUUGAUCCUUUCCAAUUUCUGGCUACUGCUAUUCUUUCUGCCAUCACUAAGUAUGUAAAAAAAACUUUUUUAUCAUCUUUAUCCUUCAGAUUGUUUGACUCGUCACUAUUUUGCAUGCCAUAUAAUCCUAAUAAGUAAUAUUCAGGUUUACAAUCAAAAUCUAUUUUUAGAAUUUUCUUACAUUUCAUACGGAUUAUUUUCCAAUAAUUUUUAAUUUUUUUACAAUUCCACCACAUGUGGAAAUACGAGCCUUUCUGUUCUUUGUACCUCCAGCAUUUGUUAUCUCAGUUCUUGUACAUUAAACCAAGUUUUUUAGGGGUUAAAUACCAUCUAUGUAUUGUCUUUAACCAAUUUUCCUUGAGGUCUGUGGAAUAAGAAUAUUUUACUUUCUUAUUCCAGAUAUUUUCCCAUUCGCUCAUGCUUAUUGGUCUAAACACAUUUCUGGACUAUUUCAGCAUUGAUUCUUUAAUUAUUUCUGUUUCAGUAUUCCAUUCUAAUUAUUUAUUAUAUAAUAUCGUUAUGAUUUUCUUAUUUCUUUGGAGUAAAUUAUCCCAGAAACUAUUAAUUGUAUUAAAUCCCAUUUCUUUAUCUUUUUUAUAACUUGCUUUCAUUUGAUGAUACUGAAACCAGGAAAUGUUCUUAUAUUCUUUUUGGAUCUCCUCUAAAUGUUUAACUCCCCCUCGAUGGAUUGUCACCUUGCAGUGUUGAGGGGGCUUGCGUGUUCUGAUGAACCUGUGGGCACAACCACUGGAGUGAUGCACUCCCUGGAGUGGCCGCAGGGGAGGUUCCAGACCAAGCACAAUCCGAAGACCCAAAGACCUCAACGGCGGAGCAGGCAGAGGAUAACAUGGUACAUGUUACAACGGCUGUGAAGGCGGAAGAAGGCUGCAACAGACUGAGAAGCCACUCUCGUUGUGUUAACCACACCACUGCUGGAACCUCACUCUGUGAAGACUGUGUGUUGACCGGCCGUGCACCGAUCUCCACACAUUAAAAAAAAUCACGCACAGGCAUCUUCCAACAAAAAUAAAAACAAACCUACAAAAGUCCCAUGGCGAUCAGCGAGUGGCGACGGGGGCAGGACUGUGAAAUCUGGAAGCCCCUAGUCACAGGCUGGCACAUGGGCGGUGGAUAUGGACUCAGUCGUUCUACCUCAAGGACAGAGGCAGUUGAGGAGUCCGGCAGCUGUAUCCAUGACUGAGCAGCCCUUUUUAGGAUCCGCUCUGCUCACCCCACACGGGGAAGGGGCUAGAAAAGGGGCCCUAAACAUAGUCUGCCUCUCCUACCCUGACUGGACUGCCGCGUCCAGAGGGGUCACCACUCUGCGGCCAAAAAAGAAAAAUGAACUUUGGAACAUGGAACGUACGGACACUGUUGGAUAACACUGACAGUGAACGCCCCGAACGCAGGACUGCUAUCAUUGCAAGGAAGCUGGGACGCUUUAAGAUCGACAUAGCAGCCCUUCAGGAGACCCAGAGAGCAGGAGAGGGACAGCUGAAGGAAGAAAAAGGAGGCUACAUCUUCUUCUGGAAGGGACUGCCUGAAGAAGAGCGAAGAAUACACGGAGUUGGCUUUGCUAUCAGAAACGACCUGGUGAAGCACCUGACUGAAGCACCCACUGGCAUCAGUGAACGACUUUCAACCCUCCGAAAUAACCUUGCCAAAAACCAACAGGCAACCAUCAUAUGCACCUAUGCACCAACUCUAGAUGCUGACGAAGACAUCAAGGAAAAUUUUUACUGUCAGUUGGACACCAUCCUAUCAGAGAUACCUAAGGAGGACAAAAUCAUCCUCCUGGGGGACUUUAAUGCAAGAGUCGGAAGGGACUCCGACCUGUGGCCAGGGAUCAUAGGAAAAUACGGGGUCGGAAACAGCAACUCGAAUGGCAUCUUGCUUCUCACCAAAUGCGGAGAGCACAACCUUGUCAUCACCAACACGCUCUUCCACCAGAAAAACAAGCUCAAGAUAUCAUGGAAGCACCCUCGGUCAAAGCAUUGGCACCUCUUGGACUAUGUUAUUGCACGUGCCAGAGACCGCCGCGAUGUGCUUCUCACAAGAGCCAUGACAGGUGCUGAUGACUGCUGGACGGACCACAGGUUAAUCCAAUCCACGAUGGCUAUCAAGAUCGUCCCCCAAUGCAGACUCCAAGGAAGAAAAACAAGGCGCAAAAUGAACACCCAAGCCCUUCUGGAGCCUUCCAAACGAGCCCUUCUCCAAACAACACUCAAGGAUCAUCUACCCACAGAACACCCUGAAAAUGUUGAGGAACAUUGGAACAAACUGAAGACCUCCAUCAUCACAGCCUGCGAAGAAACCAUUGGAUACCAAACUAAGAAACAUCAAGACUGGUUUGAUGAUAACGACAAAGAGAUCCAACAGCUAAUUGAUAGCAAAAGGAAAGCCUUCCACACAUGGCAGAGAGACACCAACUGUGCUGCCAAGAAAAAGAUCUAUGCCAGUGCAAAAGCUGAGGUCCAAAGAAGGACCAGAGAACUCAAGAACAUCUGGUGGACAAAGAAGGCUGAAGAAAUCCAACACCUUGCAGAUACCCAUGACUCUCAGGGAUUUUUCAAAGCCACAAAGAUCAUUUAUGGACCAAGAAACCAUCGCUCAUCCCUACGCUCAUCAGAUGGACCCACAGUUCUGAAGGACAAAACAUCAAUUGCACCACAUUGGGAAGAGCACUACCAGAACCUGCUGAAUCGCAGCUCCAAUGUGGCCGAAGAGACCCUCUCACAAAUCCUGCAACAACAAACCAGGGAUGAGCUUGCAGCACUGCCUAGUUUGGAAGAAGUCAGCAAUGCCAUCAGCCAACAAAAAAACAACAAAGCCAGCGGACCUGAUGGGAUUCCUGCUGAAAUCUUCAAAGAAGGUGGACCUGAGCUGAUACAACAACUCCACCAGCUCAUUGAAAAGGUGUGGAUGACCGAGAAAAUCCCAGCAGACUUCAAGGAUGCCACCAUCAUCACCCUUUUCAAGAAAGGGGACAGAACACACUGCGGGAACUAUCGUGGUAUCUCCCUUCUAACCUUCGCCAGGAAAAUCCUCACAAGAAUCCUUGCAAACCGCCUUCUCCCUGUCUCAGAAGACACCCUCCCAGAAUCCCAGAAUGGCUUCCGCCCCUCCAGAGGAACAGUGAACAUGAUCUUCACUGCACGACAGCUCCAAGAAAAAUGCAGGGAACAAAACCAACCUCUGUACAUGGCAUUCAUUGACCUUGCAAAGGCAUUCGACACAUUGAAUCGCAGCGCUCUCUGGACCAUCCUCCAAAAGAUCGGGUGCCCUGACAAAUUUGUGAACAUCCUGCGGCUCCUCCAUGAUGACAUGAUGGCAACAGUCUUGGACAGCAACAGCUCCCAAAGUGACCCAUUUAAGGUGGGAUCAGGUGUCAAGCAGGGAUGUGUUAUUGCCGCUACCUUAUUUUCCAUCUUCAUCGCUAUGAUACUUCACCUUGUUGAUGGGAAGCUUCCCACCGGAGUGGAAAUCUUCUAUCGGACAGAUGUCAAGCUAUUUAACCUCAGCAGACUGAAAGCCAAAACCAAGGUCACCACAACAUCUGUUAUAGAACUCCAAUAUGCUGAGGACAACGUAGUCUGUGCGCAUUCAGAAGAAGACCUACAAGCCACUCUAAACACCUUCGCAGAAGCAUACGAGAAGCUCGGCCUCUCACUGAACAUCGUGAAAACCAAAGUGCUCUUCCAACAGGCACCAGCUAAUCUCUCUGCAAAGCCAGGAAUACAGCUUAACGGUGUAACAUUAGAAAAUGUUGACAAUUUCCGCUACCUUGGCAGCCACCUCUCCACAAAAGUCAACAUCGACACUGAAAUACAACACCGCCUGAGCUCUGCGAGUGCAUCAUUUUUCCGUAUGAAGCAGAGAGUGUUUGAUGACCGGGACAUCCGUAGAGAUACCAAGGUGCUUGUUUACAAAGCCAUUGUCCUCCCAACCCUGCUCUACGCCUGCGAAACGUGGACUGUCUACAGACGUCACACCAAAUUCCUGGAGCAUUUCCAUCAGCGUUGCCUCAGGAAAAUCCUGCAAAUCUCUUGGGAAGACAGGCAGACAAAUGUCAGCGUGCUGGAAGAAGCAAAGACCACCAGCAUUGAAGCGAUGCUCCUACGCCAUCAACUCCGCUGGACUGGCCACGUUGUCCGAAUGCCCGAUCACCGUCUCCCAAAGCAGUUACUCUACUCCGAACUCAAGAAUGGGAAACGGAAUGUUGGUGGGCAGGAAAAGAGAUUUAAAGAUGGGUUCAAAGCCAACCUUAAAAACUGUGGCAUAGACACUGAGAACUUGAAAGCCCUGGCCCUUGAGCGCUCUAAUUGGAGGUUAGCUGUAACCAGCAGUGCUGCGGCGUUCGAAGAGGCACAAGCGGAGGGCUUAAGGGAGAAAUGUGCCAAGAGGAAGGAGCGUCAAGCUAACCCCGACUGGGACCGCCUUCCACCUGGAAACCGAUGUCCUCACUGCGGGAGAAUAUGCGGGUCAAGAAUAGGUCUCUUCAGCCACCUAAGAACCCACCCCGAAGACACCAAGGAUGGAAGACAAUUGUCCUCGAGCUACGAGGGAUCGCCUAAGUAAGUAAGUAAGUAAGUAAAUGUUUAACUUGUGGCAUGUCUGUGGUUGUGAUUGACCUCUUAAGAAUCUCUCUAUAUGUCGGCCAAUUAUUCCAUCCUAAUAAUCUCCGUUGGUUAGCUUCUAUUGGGGAGAGCCAAAGCAGGGUUUUCUCAUAGAAAUGUCUUUUAUAUUUUUCCCAAAUUUUGAUCAGAGAUGAUCUGAUCAAAUGAUUUCCAAAAUUAUUUUCUGCCUUAGUUUUCCCAUACCAUAGAUACCUGUGCCAGCCCUGCCUCAAAUCGUGUCCUUACGCAAUCAGUUACCCAAUCUAGGGCGCACACCUCAUGAUAUAGUUGUAGGUCUGGGAGACCAAAACCUUCUUUUAUUUUGGCGGUAAUCAUCGUGGUAAAUUUGAUUCUGGGUUUUUUGUUUUUCCAUAUAAACUUGGUUAUUUCUCUAUUCCAAUCUUUAAACAAUUUAGCACUUCUGAUAAUAGGUAUAUUUUGAAACAAAUAGAGUAAUUUAGGUAAUACGUUCAUUUUAAUUGUUGCGAUUCUUCCCAUAAGUGAUAAGUUUAAAUUCUUCCAAUUAUCCAAAUCUUUUUUUAAUCUCUUUCCAUUUUACCCUGUAGUUAAGUUCGAGUAAUUGGUUGUUUUUAUUGGCUAUCCCAAUUCCCAGGUACAGUAGAGUCUCACUUAUCCAAGCUAAACGGGCCGGCAGAAGCUUGGAUAAAUGAAUAUCUUGGAUAGUAAGGAGGGAUUAAGGAAAAGCUUAUUAAACAUCAAAUUAGGUUAUGAUUUUACAAAUUAAGUGCCAAAACAUUAUGUUAUACAACAAAUUUGACAGAAAAAGUAAUUCAAUACGCAGUAAUGUUAUGUUGUAAUUACUGCAUUUACGAAUUUAGCACCAAAAUAUCAUGAUAUAUUGAAAACAUUGACUACAAAAAUGGCUUGGAUUAUCCAGAAGCUUGGAUAAGCGAGGCUUGGAUAAGUGAGACUCUACUGUACUUAAUUUUUUCCGUUAUAUCCAAUCCUGAUAUCUCUUUUAAUUCCUCCUGACUUUUUAUUGACAUGUUUUUAGUUAGGAUCACUGUUUUCUUUUUAUUAAUUUUGAAACCUGCCAAAGUGCCAAAUUCUUCCAUUCUUUUAGCCAAUCUUUGAUUUUAACUUUUGGGUUUUCAACUGUACAAUUACAUCAUCUGCGAAUGCACGGACCUUUAUUUCUUGCUUAUCUAAUUUAAUGCCUGUUAAAAUUUCCUCUUUUCUUAUUGAUCAUAAUAAAAUUUCUAAUGUAAAGAUGAAAAUUAGGGGAGAUAAUGGGCAACCCUGUCUAGUUCCUUUUUAUUUCAAAUUCUUCUGUUACUUGUCCAUUUACUCUGAUUUUGGCUUUUUGUUGGUCAUAAAUUGCAUUAAUUCCGUUUUGAAAUUGUAUUCCCAUGUCUAAUUCGUUUAGUAAUAAUUAAAAAAAAUCCCAAUUAACAUUAUCAAAGGCUUUCUCGGCAUCCAAUGAUAGAAAGCCCACUUCUUUUUGAUGAUUUUGGUCAUAAUAUUCUAUUGCAUCUACUAUUAUUCGAACAUUAUCUUUAGUACUACGAUUUGGAAGGCAGCCUGUUUGGUCGUCUGCAAUCCAGUCUCUCAAAAAUUCGGUAAAUCUAUUAGCCAGUAUUUUAGUAAAAAUCGGUAUUUAAUAGCGAAAUGGGUCAGUAAUUUUUAACAUUGCUUGGGUCCGAUUCUUCUUAAUGUAUCAAAAUGAUUUCUGCUACUGUACACAAGUCUGGUAUAAUUUUGUCAGUGAGUGCCUUAUUCAUUAUUUUUUUUAAAAAAAUUGAAUUGUCUCCUCUUGGUCAAUUUUAUAGAACCCAGCUGUAAAUCCGUCCAGACCUGGGGAUUUAUUUGCCUCUAAUUUUUUGAUAGCCUUUUUAAUUUUUUCAACAGUAAUUUCCUUGUUUAAGUUUAAUCUUUGGUUAUCCGAAAUCUUUUGUAAUUUUUGGUUACAUAAAUACUCUAUUAACUCCGGGUUAAUUUGAUCUUUUGUGUAUAGAUUUUUAUAAAAUUUUCCCAAACUCUUCCUUUAUCUCCUCAUCUGUAUACACUUCGUUCUCAUGUGUUUUAAUUUUUAUAAUGUGUUUUUUUAUUUCUUAUUAAUCUUGCCAGCCAUUUACCUGGCUUGUUGGCAUUUUUAAAUGUGUUUUGUCUUGCCCAUUUUAAUUGGUUAGCCAGCUUUUCUAAUUCCCAUUUUUUUCUGUUUAUGUAGUAUUUCUAAUUGUUUUAAAAUGUUAUCGUCUCCUGGUUUUUCCUUUGUUUCAAUCUCCUUUUGUAAUUCCUGUAAUUUUUAUUUUUUAUUCUGUUUUUCCAUGCUCUGUGCCGUAUGAAAAGUCCUCUAGUGACUGGUUUAUAUGCGCCCCAAAUUAUUUGUGGGUUGGUACCUUGGUUAUCGUUUAACUGAAAGUAUUCUUUGGUCAUUGAUUUAAUCUUAUCUAUCUCUUUAUCAUGUUUAAUCAUAUUAUCAUCUAAUCUCCAGUUUGGAGAAACUCUUUUAUGAUUAAUUUCCAUUAUUAGUGGGCUAUGGUCUGAGAAAUCUUUUGCAAGAAUUGUUAUUUCAUUUACUUUUGUUUUUUAAAUAAUUUUUAUUGAAUUUUUCAAAAGCAAAAAUAAAAGCCACUUUAGUGGACAAAGGAGAAGAUGGGGAGAUAUGAAAGGGAAAGGAAGUGUAGGGGAAAGGGUGUGAGGACAGGAUAGGUAGGGUUUAGGGAGGACAGAUCAGGGAAAAGGGGAUGGGAAAAUUGGGGUUGUUGCUUGACUUCCUUUCUUCUCUAUGAUGGCAUCUUUCUGUUUGUUUAAAUCCAAUGUUAAUAUUCUUUACUUCAUACAUCUUCUAUAAUAUACUCAUCACUUUCUGUUUGUGGGCGUUAUAUCCAUAUUUUGAUUUUUUCCCCUUUUUUCAUCCAAUUUCUUACUGACAUCUAGUCCAUCUUACUUUUCAGUUUAUUCUGUGUUAUUAAUAGUAUAAAGGUUAAAUGAUCCACAUUCAUUAUAUCCCAUACUUCCUUUUUCCAUUCUUCCUCUCUUGGUAUUGUUUUCUGUUUCCAUAGUCUGGUGAGUAAAAAUCUGGCAGCUGUUGACAGGUACAUCAAUAUUUUGUCUUCGUUUUUUCCCUAUUGUAUAUUGGUCAUGCCCAAUGAGAAAUAUUCUGGUAGUAAUGGUAUUUUUGUUCUCAGAAUUUUUUGACAGUUAUCAUGGAUCCCUCUCCAAUAGGGUUUUAUCUUCUCACAGGUUCACCAUGUAUGCAUAUACGAUACUUGCAGUUCGAAAACAUGCAAAUGUGAAUAGAUCAAUACGUACCGCUCCGGCGGGAAGGUAACAGGGCUCCAUGAAGUCAUGCCGGCCACAUGACCUUGGAGUUGUCUAUAGACAAUGCCGGCUCUUCGGCCUAGAAAUGGAGAUGAGCACCAACCCCCAGAGUCGGUCACGACUAGACUUAAUGUCAGGGGAAACCUUUACCUUUUACCUAAUAUUUUGACCUUUAGCAAAUUUCAAUAUUUUCUUUGGAGUCAGAUGCCACUGAUAAAAUGUUUUAUUUCAUUUACCUUUGUAACUAAUAUUUUAGAUGUCCAAAUCAUAUCGAUUCUGGACCAUGACUUUUGUCUGUUUGAAUAAAACGUGAAAUCUUUUUGAUUAGGGUUUCGUAUUCUCCAUAUAUUCUGUAAAUCAUAUUCUUCUUUUAGUUGUAGGAAAUUGUUUGGGAGGGAAUUUUUUUUCUUUUUUGUUUUGUUGUUUUAUCCAAAUUGUUAUCUAAAACUCCAUUGAAGUCUCCCAUGUACCAUUCAUACAUAAAUGUUACAAAUUAAGAUAGUUUCUUAUCCUAAAACUAUUUUAACUGCGAUAAUCCUUCCUUCCUGAUCUCUGAAUUUUUCUUCUGGUUUAAACUUUUCAUCUAUAUAUACGGCUACUCCUCCUUUUUUAACAUCUAGAAAAUGAUAUACUUUGCCUAAACUGGUAUUUAUUAGAUACUUGGAAUGUUUUUGAGCAAUGUGGAUUUCCUGCAAAGCAAUAAUAUUGUAAUUAUUUUUUCUUAGAUAAUUAUAAAUUCUUUUUCUUUUAGUUGGUGCAUUCAGACUCUUAAUAAUGUUCGAAAAAAUCUGAUUGUGUGAAACUACUCAUUUGGAAUAUCUUCAAUCUACUCUUCCUCUUCCUCUUCAGUUAAAUCCUCUGACUUCUCUCCUUUGGUAAAGGGCAUCUGACCUUCAUAGUCUUUCCGCGGGGAACAAUAUCCUAUUUUUUGGGGUUUUUUAAAUUUUUCCCUCCACUUGCUGAUUGUGGAAUUUGCUUCUGAGCAAUGUCUUUCUUGAGUUUUCUAUAAAACUCAUCCCUCUUUUCUUCCAUUUUUAUCCAGAUCUUUUCCCCAUUAUAGGUUAACAUUAGUUGUUGGGUUUACUCUAUUGUAACACAGGAUCUCAUCUCUUGAACUUUUUUUGACGAAGUGUACAAUAACAUCUCUGGCCACUUUAUUUAUUUAUUUUUUUGCGUAGCUGGUGUGGAUUCUGUAGGCUCUAUCAAUUUGUCCCACUGCUUCCUGUUCAGAGCAUUGUAGAAUCUUAGCUAUUAAUUGAUCUAUAAUAGAUUUAAUAUUCUCUGUGGAUUCCUCUUGUAUGUUUCAGAACCUUAGUUGAUGUUCUGUUUUGUUUUGUUCAAUUCUUUCUUGCAUUUUCUCCAAUUUAGUGCUUUUAGCUUCAACAGAUUCCACUUUUCUUUGCAAUUUCCCCUGUGUUUUCUCCAUCUUUUUGUUUUCCAUCUUUAAUUCUUGAAUUUCCUGUGAAUUUUUUAUUACUUCAGUUUUAAUGGAACCUAUUUCCUCUUUUAAUACCUUCUUAAGGUUGGCCAUGUCAUCUUGUAAUAUCUUUUGUUGUAUGUCUUGUUUAAUUGCAAUUGCAUGAACCUCCUUUUGUAAGAAAUCUUGCUUUUCUGAUAUUUUAUGAAUUUCCCGCAACAAUUCUCUCAUAUUGGUAUCCUCUGGUAUUGAAUUUCUUCUUGGCAGGAUCUUUAAGUCUUUUGG
Messenger RNA from Anolis carolinensis (green anole), 9781 nucleotides. RefSeq lists its product as uncharacterized. Lineage: Eukaryota; Metazoa; Chordata; Lepidosauria; Squamata; Anolidae. The transcript is spliced from 2 exons. Bases 1520 to 4756 code for a protein of 1078 amino acids. Gene Ontology annotation, molecular function: catalytic activity. The record is from RefSeq and is a predicted model, not a curated record.